AUGGUGCUCCACGCACGCCUGGCUCGCUCAGCGGCGCUAUUCCUUAUCGCCUGCGGCCUGGGCGCCACAGAAACAGUCGACAGCGCAACCGGCAGCGCGGCCAGCGGUGUGGCCGACAUCCCAAACGUGACCGGCAAACUCGGCGACGCCGCGUCCAUCACCAACAACCCACCGGGGAGGUACCGGGCCGGGUGGACGGCGACGGCGACGAACCCAUUCUCGGGCUCGGUCGAGGCCAUCAGCAGCCCGAAUGGCAAGGGCGUCAUCUUCCUCGUCAACCUGGAAAACUUGCCUUCACAGGGCGGCCCGUUUAGCUAUCACAUACACGAUCAGCCGGUGCCCGACGAUGGCGACUGCAAUAAAACCCUGGCGCACCUGGACCCCUACCAGAGGGGGCAAAAGCCCGACUGUGACGCGAGUGAGCCCCAGACCUGCGAGGUUGGGGAUUUAUCCGGCAAGCACGGAAAGAUUGAAGGGACCAAUGUCCAGGACCGCAUGUUCCACGACAUGUACACGUCCCUGGCAGAGGGCAUCGGCGCCUUUGUGGGAAACCGCAGCGUAGUGAUUCAUUUUGCAAACUCGUCGCGGUUCGCGUGUGCAAAUUUCAUGGCCGUAUAUCCAGACAGGCAGAAAUUGUCAGAGAGGAAUCUACCCAAGGCUAAGGAUAUGCCUCAUGCCAGGCGCAUGUUGAGCUUCAUAAAGGCUUUGCGUGGUGUUAAUGGCCAGCUUUAG
Molecule: messenger RNA, 732 nt
Organism: Pyricularia pennisetigena
Lineage: Eukaryota; Fungi; Ascomycota; Sordariomycetes; Magnaporthales; Pyriculariaceae
Exons: 3
Coding region: 1-732 (243 amino acids)
Biological process (GO): superoxide metabolic process
Molecular function (GO): metal ion binding
Source: RefSeq, a predicted model, not a curated record